UAAUAAAGUUUCCGAGGGGCAGCGCCUGCGUACGAGCCCUCGUCGACCCUCCGCUUUCUCAAAGGACCUCGUUGGUAAUGUAGUUUCUGGGCUCGGCGUCUGCCCUGUGCAACCCCUGCAGACCCCUCUUCUGCAGAUUCCCGCGGCCCGUGCAGACCCCUGCAGCCCAGACGAAGGUUGCCAGAGCUGCUGGCACGCAGGUGCCUGAAGGACUUCUGCAAUGCUCCAGAAACCCAAGACCGUGAAGCUGCGGGCCCUGCGCAGCCCGAGGAAGUUCGGGGUGGCAGGCAGGAGCUGCCAGGAGGUGCUGCGCAAGGGAUGUCUCCGGUUCCAGCUCCCUGUGCACAGCUCCCGGUUGUGUCUUUACGAGGACGGCACAGAGCUAACGGAAGACUACUUCCCUAGCGUCCCUGACAAUGCUGAGCUGGUGCUGCUCACCUCGGGCCAGACCUGGCAGGGUUAUGUGAGUGACAUCGGUCACUUCCUCCGUGUGUUUCAUGAGCCCCAUGCGGAGGUCAUCCGGGCCGCCCGACAGCUGCUGUCUGGUGAGCAGGCUCCGCUGAGGCAGAAGCUGCUGGCCGACCUCCUGCACAACGUCAGCCAGAACAUCUCAGCCGAGACCCGGGCAGAGGACCCGCCAUGGUUUGAAGGCUUGGAGUCCCGGUUUCGGAGUAAACGUAGCUACCUGAGGUACAGCUGUGAGAGCCGGAUCCGGACCUACCUGAGAGAGGUGAACUCUUCUGCCUCCUCGGUGGGUGCAGAGGCCCAGGAGGAGUACGCGCGGAUCCUGGGUGCCAUGUGUGAGAAGCUCAAGUCCGUGCAGUACAACGGCAGCUACUUUGACAGGGGCGCAAAGGCCAGCAGCCGCCUUUGUACACCGGAAGGCUGGUUCUCCUGCCAGGGACCUUUUGACAUGGACAACUGCUUGUCAAGACACUCCAUCAACCCCUACGGGAACAGAGAGAGCAGGGUCCUCUUCAGCACCUGGAACCUGGAUCACAUAAUAGAAAAGAAACGCACCAUUGUCCCCACGCUGGCCGAAGCCAUCAAGGAGCAAAAUGGGAGAGAAAUAGACUGGGAGUAUUUUUACAGCCUGCUUUUCACCUCCGAGAAUCUAAAGCUGGUGCACAUCGCCUGCCACAAGAAAACCACCCACAAGCUCGGCUGUGACCCAGGCAGAAUCUACAAGCCCCAGGUGGGGCUGAAGCGGAAGGGGCCUGCCCGAAAACCCCGGCAAAGUGCUCGCACCGCGUUCUCAUCCCUCUGUGAGGCCUGAUGUGGGAGCGUAAUUUUAAGAGGUGCCAAUGACGGCACCUGUGGCUCAAGGAGUUGGAUGCCAGCCCCAUAUGCCAGAGGUGGUGGGUUCAAACCCAGCCCCGGGCCAAAAGCUGCAAAAAACAAAAA
This is a messenger RNA of Otolemur garnettii (small-eared galago), 1404 nucleotides long. RefSeq names its product DNA fragmentation factor subunit beta (gene DFFB). NCBI's taxonomy places the organism in Eukaryota, Metazoa, Chordata, Mammalia, Primates, Galagidae. The record is from RefSeq and is a predicted model, not a curated record. Gene Ontology annotation, cellular component: nucleus; cytoplasm. The transcript has 7 exons. Bases 221 to 1276 code for a protein of 351 amino acids. Gene Ontology annotation, biological process: apoptotic DNA fragmentation; apoptotic process. Gene Ontology annotation, molecular function: DNA endonuclease activity.